GACAGUCGCAAGAUCGGAAGAGCAGCUGGGUGGAGACAAGCCGCCAAGACAACAUUGAGCAAGAACAGCGUCUGAAAAAAGGAAAGCCAUCGCCAUGCAUCUGUUCGUGCAAAGCAAGCGAAACUACGGCCUUCUGGGGAUAACAGGAGAGGAGACCAUCCGAACGAUCAAGGAGCGAGUCUUCAAGGUGGAGGGUCUGCCCGUGGAUCAACAGAUCCUGUACUACUCGGGGAAACCGCUAGAGGACGACGCCACGCUGAUUGGCUCCGGGAUACCGGAUAUGGGGACUCUGGACGUCAAUGUGCGCACGCGUGGAGGAGCCACGUACAAGGUAACCCUCAAGACCCCGGAUGGAGAGCGCGUGUUUGACUGUCCUGACGAUAGUUACAUCCUGGACGUGGCAGAAGAGCAAGGACUUGACAUCCCCUACUCAUGCCGGGCGGGCGCAUGCUCCACCUGUGCCGGUAAGAUCGAGUCCGGCACCGUGGACCAGAGUGACCAGUCCUUCCUGGACGAUGACCAGAUGGCGAAAGGGUACGUCCUGACCUGUAUUGCCUGCCCAACCAGCGACGUGGUCAUCACAACCCACCAGGAGGAGGCACUCUACUAAGGGCCACCAGGCUUUCCUAAGGGGGUUAGGGUGGUAGAAUUCGGCAAAAAUUGGGCUGACUGGCCAGGGGAGUGGGUCCACCGCUAGGUGUCAACGCACAUGAUCGCUGGGGUAGCUAGAGUAUCUCGGAAAAAUUGAACAGGUGGUGUUCAUUCUUCCGAUACGAAUAAACUUUUUUAUUGACUUUUCAAAGUAUGCACAAAAAGAAAACGAUGAUACGUAUACAAAAUAAGUAACAGACACAUGAAAGAACAAAAAAGAAACAUUAAAUCCGGAAACUCUAGUCUAUGGUCAUAUGAGAAAAUAUCAACAAGAAUAAAAAGCCUUAGCUUGGAGGCCAAAAAGAUAUAUUGUAACUCACUAUGGUGGUAAAUCAAGAAUAAGUAAUAAGUUUCUACAUAUUAUAUACAGAUGCCUCGAAGGUUUGAAUUAUUGCCAUGAAUAUCAUUGUUCAUUCACUUUACAGUUUUCUCUCUACUAACCAAAUAUGCGGUAUUAUAAUUCUAAGGGAAAUAAAUUGGUUAACACAAA
This is a messenger RNA of Branchiostoma belcheri (Belcher's lancelet), 1141 nucleotides long. Its product is annotated as ferredoxin-like. Gene Ontology annotation, biological process: electron transport chain. Lineage: Eukaryota; Metazoa; Chordata; Leptocardii; Amphioxiformes; Branchiostomatidae. Gene Ontology annotation, molecular function: electron transfer activity; 2 iron, 2 sulfur cluster binding; protein binding. The record is from RefSeq and is a predicted model, not a curated record. The transcript is spliced from 4 exons. Bases 95 to 610 code for a protein of 171 amino acids.